Colletotrichum spaethianum is the source of this 1410-nucleotide messenger RNA. Its product is annotated as putative transporter MCH4. The transcript has 8 exons. Gene Ontology annotation, biological process: transmembrane transport. Bases 1 to 1410 code for a protein of 469 amino acids. Gene Ontology annotation, molecular function: transmembrane transporter activity. The record is from RefSeq and is a predicted model, not a curated record. Lineage: Eukaryota; Fungi; Ascomycota; Sordariomycetes; Glomerellales; Glomerellaceae.
AUGUCGUGGGCAUCGGAGAAUGAGAAGAAUGGCGCAUCGCCAACAAGUCCUGCUGAUCACCAGCCGAGUGGCCAAGCAGAGUUCAAAGAAGGCGGCUAUGGAUGGGUCGUUGUCGGCUGCGUCUUCCUCAUCAACGCUCACACAUGGGGCUUGAAUUCGUCAUACGCCGUCUUCCUUGCCUACUAUCUCAACUCCGGAGCCUUUCCUGGCGCAAGCCCCAUCGCGCUGGCCUUUGUCGGCGGCUUGUCCUUUUCUGUGGCUCUGCUCAUCGCCCCGAUUGUAACACUCUGCAUCCCCCGCUUCGGGACCCGAGCGACUCUCGGCAUCGGCGUCGUAGUCCAGACCGCCGCCCUCAUCGGCGCCUCCUUCACUACCAAAAUAUGGCAUCUCCUCCUCUCACAAGGCAUCGGUUUCGGCGUGGGAAUGGGGUUCACCUUCAACUCCACCGUCGGCCUCGUUCCUCAGUGGUUUGUCAUUCGUCGCUCCUUCGCCAACUCCAUCGCUACCGCGGGGUCGGGCCUCGGCGGCCUCAUCUAUUCUCUCGGCGCCAAUGCUAUGAUCCGCAACAUUGGCCUGCCGUGGGCGUUCCGCAUCCUUGCAAUUUUGUCGUUUGUCGUCAACGGCGCGUGCUGUCUGAUGAUAAAGGACCGCAACAAGGCGCUUGGCAGCGUGCACAUUGCCUUCCAUAAGGAUAUCUUCAAAAGGAUUGAAUUUUGGUUGUUUGUGUCUUGGGGCUUCUUUGGGUUGUUUGGAUAUGUGAUAUCCGUCUUCUCACUAGCGGAUUAUGCGCAGACUGUUGGCUUUAGUGCCAGUCAGGGGUCUAUCGUGUCGGCGAUGUUUAACUUAUCUCAAGGCAUCGGACGCCCCGUCAUCGGCCUGGUCAGUGAUCGCUUCGGCCGCAUUAAUAUGGCUGGGUUGGGCACCCUCGUUGCCGGCCUCGCGACAUUCUUUAUUUGGAUAUUUGCCGGAAAGAACUUCGCGGGCACCAUCGUCUUCUCACUUUUUGGUGCCUUUGCUGGUGUGUUGUGGCCAACUGUUGGACCCGUCGGAGCUGAAGUCGUCGGAAUCAAGCUUCUCCCAUCGGCGCUGUCUAUAUUUUGGAUGAUCCUUGUCAUCCCGGCCACCUUUGCCGAGCCUAUCGCCUUGACGAUCAAGACUUCCGGCAUCAAUGCCUACUUGAACGUUCAGCUGUUCACGGGCUUCAUGUACAUCGCGGCCUUUAUAUCGAUCUGGUUCCUGCGCGUUUGGAAAAUUCGAGAACUGGAGUCGAUUGCUCUGUCGGAAGAGCAUCAAGGAGAUACCCUGCAGAACAACGAUGCCGUCUCUUUGACGACUUCGCGACGCACUGGGCCCAAGCCAGGCAUCAUAAAGUCUAUGUUGAAGGGCAUGCUGACCAUGCAGCGUGUCUGA